UUCCAGGCCGUACACGCCGCGGAACCGGCAGAUAGGCUGACACAGCACCUGGGCCGUGCAGGCCUGCGGCUCCACUCUGCGCUCUCGCAACACUUUAGGAAGCUCUGGGUAGUGAGGGCCGUAGUGGGGGAGAAUUGAAGGUGGAGAAUCCAGGCUUGUCUGGUAUGAGCAGGUAACAUCUAAAGGAACUGGUUUAAAUCCUAAUGCCAAAGUAUGGCAAGAAAUUCCUCCUGGAAAUAGUGAUGCCACUCAAGUAACUCAUGGAACUGAAAGCUCUUGGCAUGAAACAGCAGCCACAUCAGGGUCUCAUCCUGAGGGUAAUACAGAGCUUUCAGAUGAUAUGUGUAAGGAAUAUGAAGUAAUGUAUUCAUCUUGUGAAACCACCAGAAAUACAAUAAGCAUUGAAGAAUCAACUGAUGGAAUGAUUUUAGGGCCAGAAGAUCUGAGUUAUCAAAUAUAUGACAUUUCUGGAGAAAGUAAUUCAGCAAUUUCUACAGAAGACCUAAAAGAAUGUCUGAAGAAACAAUUGGAAUUCUGUUUCUCCCGAGAAAAUUUGUCAAAGGAUCUUUACCUGAUAUCUCAAAUGGACAGUGAUCAGUUCAUACCAAUUUGGACAGUUGCCAACAUGGAAGAAAUUAAAAAGCUGACCACAGACCCUGAUCUAAUUCUUGAAGUGUUGAGAUCUUCUCCUAUGGUACAAGUUGAUGAAAAGGGCGAGAAAGUGAGACCUAGUCAUAAGCGUUGUAUUGUGAUUCUUAGAGAGAUUCCUGAAACAACACCUAUAGAGGAAGUUAAAGCUUUGUUCAAGAAUGAAAACUGCCCAAAGGUGAUAAGCUGUGAGUUUGCACACAAUAGCAACUGGUAUAUCACUUUCCAGUCAGACACAGAUGCACAGCAGGCUUUUAAAUAUUUAAGAGAAGAAGUUAAAACAUUUCAGGGCAAGCCAAUCAUGGCAAGGAUAAAAGCCAUCAAUACAUUUUUUGCUAAGAAUGGUUAUCGAUUAAUGGAUUCUAGUAUGUAUAGUCAGCCCAUUCAAACUCAAGCACAGUAUGCCUCACCAGUUUUUAUGCAGCCUGUAUAUAAUCCUCACCAACAGUACUCGGUCUAUAGUAUUGUGCCUCAGUCUUGGUCACCAAAUCCUGCACCUUACUUUGAAACACCACUGGCUCCCUUUCCCAAUGGUAGUUUUGUGAAUGGCUUUAAUGCACCAGGAUCUUAUAAAACAAAUGCUGCUGCUGUGAAUAUGCCUCGACCAUUCCAAAAAAAUCGUGUGAAGCCUCAUUUCAGGUCAUCGAGUGGUUCAGAACACUCGACAGAGGGGUCCGUGUCACUGGGGGAUGGACCAUUAAACAGAUCUGGUUCAAGGAACUUUACAACUGAGCGGCAUAACCCUACAGUAACAGGGCAUCAGGAGCAAAGCUACCUUGCAAAAGAAACUCCUACUAUACAGAUGGAACAGAAUGGGGACUAUGGUAGGGGCAGGAGAACUCUUUUCAGAGGUCGAAGACGACGAGAAGAUGAGAGAGUCCAGAGACCCCCGUCUUCAUCAGCUGAAGCAAAGGCUCCAACACCAAAGUUUGACUUACUAGCCUCAAAUUUUCCUCCUUUACCUGGAAGUUCAUCGAGAACUCCAGGUGAACUUGUUUUGGAGAGUAGGAUGUCUGAUGUUGUUAAAGGUGUCUACAAAGAAAAGGAUAAUGAAGACUUGAGAGUUAGUUGUCCAGUGCCUGCAGAGGCUGAACAGACAGACUGCACCUCUGCCCAGCAACUCAGUAUGAGUACCAGUCCUCCAUGUACAGCUGAGCUUCCUGCAUUAAGCACAACUCAGCAAGAAAAGGAUCCAGUAGAGGAUUCCACUGUUCAAAAGGAUGUUCUCAACCAGACAACUAUACCAGUUUCUUCCCCAAGUAGUGCAAAGCCAUCAAGGACAAAUAGUACUUCACCAUGUAAUAGUAACAUAAAUGCACCUGUAGCUGUGGCCCUACAGGAACCCCGAAAGCUAAGUUAUGCUGAAGUGUGCCAGAAGCCCCCUAAAGAGCCAUCUCCAGUUCUUGUGCAGCCACUGCGAGAACUUCGCUCCAAUGUAGCCUCUCCCACCAAAAACGAAGAGAAUGGAGCUCCUGAGAAGUCCAUUGAGAAAUCACAUGAGAAGCCAGAAGCAAGGGCUAGUAAGGAGUAUUCUAGCUUCCGAGGCAAUACCAUUCCCAGGGGAGCAGCUGGAAAAAUCAGGGAACAGAGACGCCAGUUUGGCCAUAGGGCUAUACCUCAGGGAGUGACUCGACGUAAUGGCAAAGAGCAAUAUGUGCCACCCAGAUCACCAAAGUAAAGAAACAAACAAAAAACUAUUCAAAAACUUCUCUCUCUUCCCAUUAAACUUGAGCCGUGGCUAUACUGAACUGUUCUGGAGGGGAGGGGGUAGCCAGGAAGGAAACAGGAGAAAAGUGUCUGUCCUUUAAAUCAUUAUGGAUUUUGGAGUUGUAAGCAGUAGAAUCCCAAAAUUCAUCUCUAAAGUGAUUUUAAAAUGCUGGAGGAUUCCAAUCAGUAUAAAUAUAUAUAUAUAUAUGUAUACAUAUAUAAAAAUAUAAUUUUUCUAUUUUUGUUUUUGAUUUUAAUUUGCAGAGAUCUUCUGCCUAGAAUCAAUUUUGAGGGUUCAGAUUUAGCUUGAAAAAAAAAAAACAUAUUACACAUCCUUCAGUACAGGAGAUGAGGGAGUGAGAGAAAAUAUUUUUUGAAGAAACAUUUCUGUAAAAUUAGAAAUUACUUUUUUUAAUCUAUUUAAAGUUUGGCUUGGAGAAUGCCAUCUCUGCCUAUAUGGCCUUGUGUUGCAAAGCAGAUCAGUGGCUAGGAUGCCUGUUGUGUGAGUGUGUGCAAGAGUGAUUGAAGCCAAAUCUGUUGUCAUGUUAGUAAAUGAUUUGAAAACUGAAUGUAAUACUUGAGUAGAUUUUUUUUUCCAUUUUGAAAUUCAGUCUGUCUUUUUGACCUUAAUAUUUCAUUCAACAAGCUGUUAAGCUCUGAUUGUACUUAGAGAUGUGACUGUCAAUCAGUUUGAUACUCAAGGAAAGAAAGGGGGUUAUUCAAAAAAUCAAAAAUUUGUUUUAGGUCUGAGUGGAUAGGUCAAAUGGACUUCAGAGGUUUAAACUGCUUUGUGAUUUCCUGCCCCACCCCACCCCUAAAAUAGGAGACAGGUUUUUUUGUUACUUCAUUGUCAUUCUCUGUUCUUUGACUACCCACCCCCAAAAGCAAAAUAACCAACAUCUUACAGAAUUGUAUGUUUCUAAUUGCCUUGACAGUUUAGUCAAAUCAUAUAACUGUUCUAAUCUCCGAUUGAACAUUGAAGUAGUUUACUCUUCUGUUCAUGUAUUUAGAACUUUAGAUCCCAGAAUGGUAGGUCAGACUGACCCUACAGUAAUUUAUUUGUGUUCGUGUUAAAGAUGAAACAUUGUAACUGAUUUCUUAAAGUGUUAAGUAGUGUAGAAGUAAAAAA
This is a messenger RNA of Lontra canadensis (Northern American river otter), 3484 nucleotides long. It is a transcript of the gene LARP4, whose product is annotated as La ribonucleoprotein 4. The transcript is spliced from 16 exons. The coding region runs from base 341 to 2326 and encodes 661 amino acids. Gene Ontology annotation, cellular component: cytosol; cytoplasmic stress granule. NCBI's taxonomy places the organism in Eukaryota, Metazoa, Chordata, Mammalia, Carnivora, Mustelidae. Gene Ontology annotation, molecular function: mRNA 3'-UTR binding. Gene Ontology annotation, biological process: positive regulation of translation. The record is from RefSeq and is a predicted model, not a curated record.